AUUGGAACUUCCUGGAUAUUGUUAGGACAUGUCCAUCCGUGAGCGUCAAGGGAAGCAACAGGCAGGAAAGAAGCUCUGAUGGCAUCCGGAAAUGAUGAAAAAGUUCUCGGCUCUCCUCCUCAAAAAAAAAAAAAAAAAACUUUAGGACGUCAGACACAUCUGCGCGAAGUCAAAGUUUGGACACUGCAGCCAGCCACAGUCACUAACUUUCCUUUAAAAGUUUAUUAUUACUCGUUAUUUUCGCCCCCUUCCAGCAGGGAGAAAGAGCCAGAAGAUGGGAAUACGUCAGAUUUGAGGCGAAGGAGAUGACAUGUUUUGAAAGGCUGAUGAGGUGACUUUUUCGCCCAGAAAGAGGAGCUUAAACAGCGGCGAGACCCACUUAAGACUGACGGUCUCAUGUCCACGGAGACCGUCCAUCCUGCGGGUGGGCCAGCGGGGCCAGUCAGGAGCCCACAGCCGGAGACGAGCCCCCUGCUGCUCGACAUCACCCACGAUGCCUCUGUUGCCAAUGUAUCGGGACCGUGUUCCAGUCUUCCUGUGACCCAGGAAGAUCACUGUGGGCCUAUAAGAACUCAACCUCACGCCGAUAAAAGCCCAACUGGCAAACCAGGUGACCUCACCGCCAGCAAAUGCACGUGUGCCAACGGCGGGAGAACGACAUCAGCGUCAGCAGCACCGACAACCAAGCAGCCGUCCACGCCGGUUUCGCAGAGGAUGCAGCGAAAGUUGAGGUCGAGUCUGUCAGUGGACAGCGACAGCAGCCGACCCAGCAAGGGGAGCUCAAUGGGAUCGCAGAAACAGCCUUUACCAGAAGACUGCUGCGUCCACUGCAUUUUGGCGUGCCUCUUCUGCGAGUUCCUGGCGCUCUGCAACAUGGUGGUGGCGCCGGCGUCAUGCGGCCCGUGCGCUUCCGAAGCGUGCUGCUGCUGCUGCUGCGCCGAGGACGUGGGCGAGGACUGCUGCAACUGCCCCUGCGACAUGGACUGCGGCAUCAUGGACGCCUGCUGCGAAUCGUCGGAUUGCUUGGAGAUUUGCAUGGAGUGCUGCGGCAUCUGCUUCCCCUCGUAGGGAACCCAAAAAAACAGCCUGCCUGGAUGGACGGCAACGGGGGAAAAACUGUUUGUGUCUGUGAUUGUGGUGUGAUUGUGUACUUUGUAUGAUGUUUACAGACACUGGGAUUCACCAAAAGUAGACGUAACUCCAGAAAUGCUAGAAGUAUGUUCCUAUACAACCCUCAACAAAAUCUCUUCUGUCAGACAUUUCCACUCUCAUGACCUUCUGAUGGCAAAGGCAAAACACCUUUCUGCCUUUGAACUGUGUCAUUUAGACUGAAUGCAACCUUUUACACACAUAAAGACGGAGAUGGAACUUUGUCUUUGAUUCUCUCCGCUGUGGUUGUUGCUUCCUGCUUCUGGAUUGCACCAUCACAUUGAUCUGCUCAUUAUUGGUGGUGUUGGGAGCGGAAUAUUACCGUUAUCUACCAUCUGUCCCUCUACCCCGUCUGUCUCUCUCAACCCCACCAGUCGAGACAGACGGUCGCUCCACAGAGCCUGGGUUCUGUUCCCUCGAGGCGGUUUUUCCUUGCUUGUUCAUGUAGGUUUCAGUUGACUAUCUUUAAUGUAUGAGCAACAUUGUUCUAGACCUGCUCCAUGUGUAAAGUACCUUGAGAAAACUACCCAAGGGUCCUUAGUGAUGCCCAAUUACACUGACGGGCGGCGUGGCUCAGUUGGUGGAGUCUCCCAACCUGAAGGUUGUGUGUUCGAUCCUCUGUGUUUACCGUGGGCAUGUCGAAGUAAACUUGGGCAAGAUACUGAACCCCCACUUGCUCCUGAUGCUGUGUCAUCAGUAGGUAAAUUGGACGUGGAAAAAGCGCUGUACGAGUGAAAGACCAUUUACCACUUCAGAUGAACCCCCAUACGGAAUAAGACGGAACGCUACAUCUUCAUAUCUGCAAUUUAGUUCAGGAGUGUAUUAUCCAGCAUUUUUUCAUAAUGUUUUUCUGUAGAACACUGUAAAAUGUGACUGUUCAUGGACACAUCUAUUGUUAUGCUGCAUAGAAAUGGAAUUUCAAGGAAUGAAAAACAAAAAAAAGUAAAGUCCCCCGACUCUCAGUACAAUAACUUGUACAAUAACUAUUGUCAACUAAUGAAGUUUAAGUCAUGUCUUAUUGUUAGCAAACAAUGUGCUGUCAUGUGACACUAUCGCGGGAAACAUACAUUGUGUACAUUUCUGCUAAAUUUAUGUAAGAUUUUAAAUUGUAAUUUUCCAUUCCUUCAUACAGUUUGUUGUAGCUUUGGGAAAACACUAUAAAGGCAAUGUGAACAUAUACAGUGGAACCUUGGUUAGUGUCCGCCCUGGUUAGCAUGUUUUUCAGUUAACAUUGAAAAUAUAUGGAACAUUUCUACCUUGGUUUGCGUACAUUUUCCAGUUAACGUACCCUAUGCUACGUGUCUUUCCAUGUUGCGAAUACACUGCAUGAGUCCAACUGUUCUUAGCGUAUUUUUUAAUCACAUGUUCUUCUGGAACGGAUCAACUGGAUUUGCAUUAUUUCUUACGGUAAAAAUUGAUUUGGGUAAUGUUUGUUUUGAUUAGAGUCGGACCUCCUGGAAUGAAUUAUAGACGCUCACCAAGGUUCCACUCUUUAUAUAUUUAGCUACAGAAGUUCUUUUUUAUUUCACGAUUUACUCUUUCACAUCGUUUAUUUGAUCUCUUUUUGUACAUUGUGUUCAUUUAACAGUAAAUGUCACAAUAAAGUAGCAUUUUGUUUCCUUCA
Doryrhamphus excisus (bluestripe pipefish) is the source of this 2773-nucleotide messenger RNA. It is a transcript of the gene mdfic, whose product is annotated as MyoD family inhibitor domain containing. Lineage: Eukaryota; Metazoa; Chordata; Actinopteri; Syngnathiformes; Syngnathidae. The record is from RefSeq and is a predicted model, not a curated record.